Messenger RNA from Homo sapiens (human), 5080 nucleotides. RefSeq names its product junction plakoglobin (gene JUP). The record is from RefSeq and is a predicted model, not a curated record. Gene Ontology annotation, biological process: cellular response to indole-3-methanol; positive regulation of protein localization; detection of mechanical stimulus. Gene Ontology annotation, cellular component: catenin complex; desmosome; cytoplasm. The transcript has 15 exons. NCBI's taxonomy places the organism in Eukaryota, Metazoa, Chordata, Mammalia, Primates, Hominidae. Gene Ontology annotation, molecular function: alpha-catenin binding; cadherin binding. Bases 2005 to 4242 code for a protein of 745 amino acids.
AGAGCCUCGUCGAUACUACCUGCGGCGCCUCCCUCCACGCCGGUGGGAGCCCGGCUCUGGCUUCUUCAGCGGAGGUGGGAUGGAGUGACUGGGGGGUGCAGGGCUCGGCUCAGUGUCCAGCUGGUGUCUGGCACCCGUGGCUCGCCCUGGGGUCUGGGGGGUGGGGUCUGUGCACGGAUGAAGAAUUCAGGGUCACCUGGCCCAGUUUCCAGUAGCUGUGGCUGCCAGAGUGUUGGUAGGGGAACAGGACCCGUCUUCUCUAACCUCUUAUUGUUGGAAAAAAUCACCCAAAACAAACUUUGCAGGAGGAAGUAUUCACAGCAGCUUUAUCUGGGGGUUUUCCCGUCUCCUUGCCCAAAACUUCCUUUAGGCUUAGGGGGUCCUUCCUGGUGCAAAACCCCUUCCCCCAGCCGGCCCCUGGCUGAACCUGGGCCGGUGCCUGGGCUCCGACCCUGUCUUCCCUGCCCCCACAUUCAUCCUGUUCGCUGGGCCCCAGGGGCCUGAGGUAGGGGCCGGGGUGGGGGGUGGAAAGUGCUGAGAGGGGAAGCAGCUUCUUCCUUCUCUUCCUGCCUCCUGGGACCACCACACCCCCUCAGACAAGGCCUGCGUAAGUGGUUGUCUCUCAAGCUCUGCCCCCUCCCCAGGAAUGGGGGUGGGGCAGGGCUGGGCCAAACUGAGGAAGGUGGGGGGAGUGGUUGUUCUUGUCUUUUUUUUUUUGCCUCUACCCCAUCCCCCACAUUACUUAGCUGGCUGGUUAUUGAGGCAGAAGCGCAUGAGGCUGUGGGACUUGCCUUCCAUUUGAUUUCUGAAUUGUGAAGGUGCAUGCUUUCUGGAGGCCUGCACAGACCUUUCCCACCCGCUUUCCUGAAAGAAUUUGACAGGGAAAGUGAGACCGCAGGAAGGCUUUUUGGGGGAAGGUUUCUUCAAUGCUAGACUCUCUCAGGCAGAGCUGCAUCGGGCCCCCUGCCUUCCCUGCUCCCAAUUUCCUGAGACCGCCCCCCCCCACCCAGAAUUGGGGAUCUUGAUCAGGGUUUGUACCCCGGUUUAAAAAAAAAAUCUGAAAUGUGGUCUUUUUGCAGGAUUUGGAGCCCAGCCUCGUUGGGGAACAGAGAGAGAAUACAACAGUUGGGUUCUCUCUCAGUCCUGGGGGUGGGAGAAAGAUUGUGGGGGGCGGGGAUCGAGAGUGCUUGGAGGGGAAGAGUCUACCACCUCUUUCUUUGUUGUAGAUGGGGGAGUGAGGCUGGGGGCCCAGACUCAGCCCCUUUAUCCUGGGUGGGGAUCACGCUCAGCCCUGUGCUAGGGGGAAGUCAGUGUGGGAACUCAGAUCCUUUUCUGCCGGGGGAUGGGAUUCUGCACCUCUGGGGAGCAACAGGAGCAGGGAGUUUGGGCAAAAAUAACCUGCUUUCCCUCUUCUCUGUGCCAAGGUGGAGGAGGGGAGGGCAUUGUAAUUAUGUUGGCUACAUGAUUAGUUUAGCUAAUCUGGUUUGUGGCUGUGAUGAAAAGAUAAUACUGAGGAAGUACUGCUAGGAGGUGCUUGGUGAAAACUGGCCACUGACUGGACUGGGGGAUGCGGGGGAGGAGGAGAAGGUAGGACCCAGUUAGUCAUUUCUUGCUAGAUCAAGCCCCAGCUUGGGUGACUUGAGCCCUCCCACCCCCACUCCACCCCUCCCUUGCACCCUGGCUCCACCCCAUUCCCUCUGGAGCCUCUGUUUGGGCUGCCAGGGCCGAGGCUUUGAGAAUGCAGUGCAUAGGAACGAAAAAGGUCGGGCUAGGGCUGCCAACCUUUUUCCCAUCCUGGAGCCACCUUAGAGUGAGAUGGGUCAAUUGACUAGUCUACAGAAGGACUGUUUAUUUGGAGAGAUGGGACAGUGGGGCAGUUCUGAGCACAGGGCUUUGGGCUUGAACUGAGCUGGGUUUGAGACCCAGCUCUGUCUCUCAUUACCUGAGCCUCAGUGACCUCUUUGGCAAAAUGGGAAUACUAAUACCUAUCUACCCAUAGCCACGAUGGAGGUGAUGAACCUGAUGGAGCAGCCUAUCAAGGUGACUGAGUGGCAGCAGACAUACACCUACGACUCGGGUAUCCACUCGGGCGCCAACACCUGCGUGCCCUCCGUCAGCAGCAAGGGCAUCAUGGAGGAGGAUGAGGCCUGCGGGCGCCAGUACACGCUCAAGAAAACCACCACUUACACCCAGGGGGUGCCCCCCAGCCAAGGUGAUCUGGAGUACCAGAUGUCCACAACAGCCAGGGCCAAACGGGUGCGGGAGGCCAUGUGCCCUGGUGUGUCAGGCGAGGACAGCUCGCUUCUGCUGGCCACCCAGGUGGAGGGGCAGGCCACCAACCUGCAGCGACUGGCCGAGCCGUCCCAGCUGCUCAAGUCGGCCAUUGUGCAUCUCAUCAACUACCAGGACGAUGCCGAGCUGGCCACUCGCGCCCUGCCCGAGCUCACCAAACUGCUCAACGACGAGGACCCGGUGGUGGUGACCAAGGCGGCCAUGAUUGUGAACCAGCUGUCGAAGAAGGAGGCGUCGCGGCGGGCCCUGAUGGGCUCGCCCCAGCUGGUGGCCGCUGUCGUGCGUACCAUGCAGAAUACCAGCGACCUGGACACAGCCCGCUGCACCACCAGCAUCCUGCACAACCUCUCCCACCACCGGGAGGGGCUGCUCGCCAUCUUCAAGUCGGGUGGCAUCCCUGCUCUGGUCCGCAUGCUCAGCUCCCCUGUGGAGUCGGUCCUGUUCUAUGCCAUCACCACGCUGCACAACCUGCUCCUGUACCAGGAGGGCGCCAAGAUGGCCGUGCGCCUGGCCGACGGGCUGCAAAAGAUGGUGCCCCUGCUCAACAAGAACAACCCCAAGUUCCUGGCCAUCACCACCGACUGCCUGCAGCUCCUGGCCUACGGCAACCAGGAGAGCAAGCUGAUCAUCCUGGCCAAUGGUGGGCCCCAGGCCCUCGUGCAGAUCAUGCGUAACUACAGUUAUGAAAAGCUGCUCUGGACCACCAGUCGUGUGCUCAAGGUGCUAUCCGUGUGUCCCAGCAAUAAGCCUGCCAUUGUGGAGGCUGGUGGGAUGCAGGCCCUGGGCAAGCACCUGACCAGCAACAGCCCCCGCCUGGUGCAGAACUGCCUGUGGACCCUGCGCAACCUCUCAGAUGUGGCCACCAAGCAGGAGGGCCUGGAGAGUGUGCUGAAGAUUCUGGUGAAUCAGCUGAGUGUGGAUGACGUCAACGUCCUCACCUGUGCCACGGGCACACUCUCCAACCUGACAUGCAACAACAGCAAGAACAAGACGCUGGUGACACAGAACAGCGGUGUGGAGGCUCUCAUCCAUGCCAUCCUGCGUGCUGGUGACAAGGACGACAUCACGGAGCCUGCCGUCUGCGCUCUGCGCCACCUCACUAGCCGCCACCCUGAGGCCGAGAUGGCCCAGAACUCUGUGCGUCUCAACUAUGGCAUCCCAGCCAUCGUGAAGCUGCUCAACCAGCCCAACCAGUGGCCACUGGUCAAGGCAACCAUCGGCUUGAUCAGGAAUCUGGCCCUGUGCCCAGCCAACCAUGCCCCGCUGCAGGAGGCAGCGGUCAUCCCCCGCCUCGUCCAACUGCUGGUGAAGGCCCACCAGGAUGCCCAGCGCCACGUAGCUGCAGGCACACAGCAGCCCUACACGGAUGGUGUGAGGAUGGAGGAGAUUGUGGAGGGCUGCACCGGAGCACUGCACAUCCUCGCCCGGGACCCCAUGAACCGCAUGGAGAUCUUCCGGCUCAACACCAUUCCCCUGUUUGUGCAGCUCCUGUACUCGUCGGUGGAGAACAUCCAGCGCGUGGCUGCCGGGGUGCUGUGUGAGCUGGCCCAGGACAAGGAGGCGGCCGACGCCAUUGAUGCAGAGGGGGCCUCGGCCCCACUCAUGGAGUUGCUGCACUCCCGCAACGAGGGCACUGCCACCUACGCUGCUGCCGUCCUGUUCCGCAUCUCCGAGGACAAGAACCCAGACUACCGGAAGCGCGUGUCCGUGGAGCUCACCAACUCCCUCUUCAAGCAUGACCCGGCUGCCUGGGAGGCUGCCCAGAGCAUGAUUCCCAUCAAUGAGCCCUAUGGAGAUGACAUGGAUGCCACCUACCGCCCCAUGUACUCCAGCGAUGUGCCCCUUGACCCGCUGGAGAUGCACAUGGACAUGGAUGGAGACUACCCCAUCGACACCUACAGCGACGGCCUCAGGCCCCCGUACCCCACUGCAGACCACAUGCUGGCCUAGGCGGCCUGGCCCCAGUGCGGUUCCUCAUCUGAGAGGCUCUCCGUGCAGGCGAUGGGGCAAGACAGAAAAGUGCCUGAGCUGGGGAAGCCGGGGUGUAACUUCCUGCUGCACCCUGCGCCUCCAGAGGUCCUCCGUAGGGUCUUUCUUGGGAUAGUGUUCUGCUCCUGCUUUUCUGUCCUGGGCAUGGGUCCAGGGCCUGACACCCCCUCCCCGCCCCUGUGGCCCUGGCCACUAAAGCUUCAGACUCAAGUACCCAUUCUGUUUUCCCCCAGCAACGCCCCUCCAAACCUCCAGCCUCCCUGUCUCCAGCUGCCUGGGCCCGGAAGGGCUUUGGUUCCUUCUCUGGGUCUGAUUUUCUCACUGAACUCCACCGACCAACUGCCCUAAGCCCCCAGGGCCUCCAGGGCCCAGGUUCGAGACCCAAACCCCCAAAAUCCAAAACUUCUCUUGAAAAGUUCAGGGACCGUCCAGGGGAGAUGGGGAGGAGAUAUGGAGUGAGUCACCUGCUCCAGAAGAUGCCAGCUUCUCUCUCCAGGGUGCUUAGUUGGCUUUGCCCACCCCUCACUCCCCAGGGAGCUCUGGGGACAGCUUCCUCACACCCCUGUCCCACCCACACAGCUGCCCUAGCUGACCCCGAGAAGUGCUCUUGGCUGACCCCUCUGGUGUGUGGUGAGGGGCUUUCUCUUCCCCUUCCUGUUUCAGACCCCCCCAUUUCCCGCACAUGGUGUGGGGGGCUGGGGGAGGUCCAAGCAGAGUGUUUUAUUAUUAUCGCUUUAUGUUUUUGGUUAUUGGUUUUUUUGUAUAGACCAAAGCAAAGAAAAUAAAAAUAACACAGAUG